Molecule: messenger RNA, 2339 nt
Organism: Mya arenaria
Lineage: Eukaryota; Metazoa; Mollusca; Bivalvia; Myida; Myidae
Exons: 3
Coding region: 221-1186 (321 amino acids)
Molecular function (GO): protein binding
Source: RefSeq, a predicted model, not a curated record
UUACUCCAUUGUCCUUGGAGCAUAUCGAAUUCGUCUGCUUCAUUUUCAGCAGGAAACUAUUGCAUUUCAGUAUAAAGACAUCGCAUGCUUGAAGUGCAAUUAGUUUUGACAAGCGUUCUUGAAUGUAUAUGUAACUGAGCACUGAUUUAUGCGCGUAUGUGAAAGGGGAAAUUAACGAACACACUACUUUACGUUAAAAAGGUGACAUUCAGGGGUAGCUAUGGGUAGACGAAAGCGAUGUACUGUUACAGUGGAGGAAAAUACCACAGAGAAAAGGACAAAACUGAACUCUGAUGAGAAAACUAAGCCACCACUUGAAAAUCCAUUCGAAACACUUACGAACGCAACAGACAUCAACGUGCGUACAGAGGCAGACUCCAUGACCUGCCACGUGACCGCAAUGGCGAUGCUCGCACAUGGUACUCUGGUUGUCGUUGACAACGAAAACAACGCCAUCAAACUGAUCAGGGUUAGCGAAAAGCGAGUACUGAAUACCUUCAACACAGAAACAUCACCAUGGGACCUUGCGGUUCUGAGUUCAGAAGAAAUUGCCGUAACCCUUCCUAGAGAAAACAGCGUGCUGAUCUUAAAGGCGGACCCAAAACACCUGAUUUACCACGAAACCUUAAAAAUGGAUGCGCACUGCGAGAAAGACGAGUUUUGUGUUGGUGUAGCCAAGUAUCAAGACAAGUUGCUCGUGUCGUUCAACUCCUUCACUCGAAAAGCGAACAUUAAGCUGAUCAGCCGAGAAACGGGGGAGGUUCUGGAAGUAGUCCCGUUCAAAUGUGUUCAGUGUCUACCGCACGUUACCGUUGACGAGGAAGGCAGCAAAGUGUAUGUCUCCGACGCAACGUAUCAUAAAAUCCAUCUGAUGGAUAUGGUCGGUAAAGGCAAACAGAAAACUCUACAUAUUGUAAAAUCAACCGGCGAUAAUAUCGCCAAACGUCCGACUUGCGUUCUGCCGUUGAGUGACCGGAACUUGCUUGUGUGUAGCAAUGGUUCAAAUCAGAUGCUUCUCGUCUCGGAUUCUCUUGACCAAACCGACGUCGUAAAAGACGAGCCUGAACUGUUUUGGCCGAGGGUGGCGUGCUAUGAUGACUACGGUCAUCGUAUAUUUGUAAGUCACGGUCUGAACCAGUUUUGUCAGUUUAGAGAUAGCAUCAAAUGCUACUCCAAAGAAAUAUAAGGUUAAACUCAUUGCAUUGUGGCUGUGCUUUUAGUUUUUUUUUAUUAUCUACAAUGUUUAUUUCUUAUAAAAAAAAUCAUAUAAAAUAUAAAAUAUAAUUCAGGACAAAAGUUUUGCACAACCUUUCAAUAUUAAAAUUCUUGGUACCAAGGGGACAUCAAAACAUGAAUUAUGUAUGUUUGUGUAAGUAAAUCUUUUGAACCAGUCCAAUGCACACACGUUACGGUUGAUUAAUCAUGGGCACCUUCAAUUUGUAUUCAUAUUUAUAAAGUUAUGAUUCACGCAGAACAAGCCGCAAUUUGUUCAAUACGAUUCUAUUUUGUAAACGUGUUUAAUGGAUUACGUAAAACGUAAAACGAACGUAUGUUGACAAUUUGACAGUUCUAAGCCGAAGUUAGAGCUGUUCAAAUCCACACACAUUACAGAGCAGGUAUAUGAUGGUAAUAUGGCAAGGUUGGAAACAUUUUGAUGGAUUAUGUUCAAAACAUUGACCUAUGACCACAUUCCCGAUCUGGGCUGGUAUUCAAUAUUGGUCUUAAUUGGAUCUAAGAACGAUGUAGCUAAGCGGAUUAAUAACUGACCAAUACAGUGAAUGAAGUCAAUGAUGUAUGACCAUAAUAUUAAUUUAAGUUGAAUAUUGAAUACCACCCAGCACGUACACAUUGAGCAGACAGUGCUAUAAAUAGUAAGAUUAAUUGUGCGAAUACGUUUAAAUGUUACUUGAACUUCGGCUUAUUGUAUCUAUCAUAAGUUAUAUUGAAUUAGUUUAAAAACAAACCGUGCAGAACUUUUGUCCUUUAAUAUACACAUCAAUAUUUUGAACAACCUUGGACUGAGAGUGGAUAAAAGUUAAUUAAUGAGCAGUUUUGCACCAGAAACUAUUCCUUAUCACGGAGCACUUUUGCGAUUGAAUGCAAAUGCUUUUUUACAUCCUUUUGGUAAUAGUUGCUUAGCUCGCAAACAUAGCUAAACAUGUAAUGAACGCAAGGGCGGAUCCAGGAGGGGGUGUAAGUUGGGGCGCAACUGCGUUUGACCCCUUCUCCAUUGAAAACGAAAAACAUGGGGGUUAAAUGUGAUGAGGAUAGUUUGGGGUCUUCCCCACGAUACAAAUGUUUCAUUAUUCUAAUAAAAUGCUGUAUUGUGUGGUUUUCAA